Penicillium expansum is the source of this 2175-nucleotide messenger RNA. Its product is annotated as V-type proton ATPase 16 kDa proteolipid subunit. Lineage: Eukaryota; Fungi; Ascomycota; Eurotiomycetes; Eurotiales; Aspergillaceae. The transcript is spliced from 8 exons. Gene Ontology annotation, molecular function: proton-transporting ATPase activity, rotational mechanism. The record is from RefSeq and is a predicted model, not a curated record. Bases 1 to 2175 code for a protein of 724 amino acids. Gene Ontology annotation, biological process: proton transmembrane transport. Gene Ontology annotation, cellular component: proton-transporting V-type ATPase, V0 domain.
AUGAGAUUCAAACAGAUGAGGGUAGCCCUCAAUUCCGGACACCGGCAGCUUCUGAGCUCAUGCAAAGCCCCCGGAACUCUCGGUCGCGCAAAUAGAUGGUACGCGACGCAGAACCCGGCCAGAGAUGGGCGGCCUUUGGCAUACACAUGGCUCACAAAGACAGGAGAAGAGAUAACCCCAGAUGAUAUUUUGUCCAGUCUUCCUUCGGGGCCUGUGAGCCCAUCAGCUGCGUCUGCUUCUGUUCCUCUCCUCCUCGUCACCCCAAACUUUGCCCACUGGCUCGAUUCUUCUAGCCCUUUCUUGUCGCAAUUUCUCGGUCGCCUUUAUGGAAACUCCCCGGAGAACGAUACUCUCUAUGCCGUUACAGCUGUGGUUGACGCACUCCCGAAUACUACAUCCAAAAGCACAAAUUUAAGUGAGUCCGAAGGGCUGUCGCUUCUGGUAGUAGGGCAAUCAGGUGUCCAGGCAAAGGCUGCAUCACCCCGUCUCAUUAGAACCUCUGCUAGCGAGGAAACCAAUCUCUUGUUUUCAUUCCAACCCAAAGUGAUUGGUCAAACCAGCAAGGGACCUGCGCACGAGAUCGGAUUGCGUCUAGCGAACACUAUAUUUGUCAAUGGGAGAGAAACAACAAUAUUCGGUACACGCUGGCUUUGGGAUGAAACCUCAAACGGGUACACUUUGAACAGUUCGAUCGAUUUCACAAGCUGCAUGAUCACAGCCACUCCCCAGGCUGUAAAUACCGCAUUGGAGUUGCCAUUGCAUCCAGUGACUGAACGACGAAGAGUCAUGACUAGCAUGGGGAACAUUUUACGGCAACUAGCGAAAUCCACGGAUGUGACGUCGACGGACACAAUGCCUGCUUCGUCGGAGCUCGAGAGGGAGCUUCCCCGUUAUAUCGCAGAACAUAAUAUCAUUGACCAGCGUGUAUCCGUAUGGGCGCUGGUCGAGAAACCUGACUUAGAGGUGACCGAUCCAGGUUCGUCUACUCAUGAUCGCUUGAUCCAAUCCCUGGAACAAGGCGGGAAAUUGCACCGUGUCAUGAGCGGGGGAGGUGGAUGGGGAAAGAAGCAAGGCCUUCUUUCGCUGGAUCCCGAAGUUGGUUUCUCAGGGACUGCCAACCAAGACGAUCUUAUCGCACUGAGUCAAGUUUUUGAUCCUGAUACCAUACAGUUGGACAGACUCCCUUCUAUUGAUAAAGGGAUCACUGUAGACGAUCUAUCUCUACUUUCACAGGUUGCUGCUGCAGGUGAUUAUAUACAGUUCUUUGUGUCGGUAGAACCGACUGGGGCACAGGGUAGUGUUUCGAGGAAUAAUGACUUGCAGGAAGAGCCUAUCAGCUAUCACUUUGGAAUGGUAGCUGACUCCAUGGAACUUGAGACACAUGCAACGGAUGAAGACAGCAGUAAGGUCAAUUCUCUGCCUCGCACCUUUGGAGCAUUGUCCGAGAAGGCGAUUGCCUACUCGCAGCCCAUCAAAGGAGAAAUGCUGUCGGAGUCAUGCACAAAGCUGAAUAUUCCAGGAUCUCGAGUUGUCCUCGAAACUAGAGGCCAGCAUGUUUGCCGUCGACCUCCAAGCCUCUGGACUCUCCAUCCUCCCCGACCGCAUCCAACUGAGCUUGCCGACCUCGGGUGUUUCUAUUUCUUUUCAAAGCUCAAACUACUCCACGAGAACCUCGUCGAGUCGUCUUUCAUCAAAAUGGCAACCGAACUUUGCCCCGUCUAUGCGCCCUUCUUUGGUGCGCUGGGCUGCACCUCCGCUAUCGUUUUCACCUGCUUCGGUGCCGCAUAUGGAACUGCUAAGGCUGGUGUCGGAGUUUGCUCCAUGGCCGUCCUCCGCCCCGACCUGAUCGUUAAGAACAUUGUCCCCAUUGUCAUGGCGGGUAUCAUUGGUAUCUACGGCCUUGUCGUGUCGGUCCUGGUCGCCAAUGACUUGAACCAGACGCUUCCUCUCUACACUGGUUUCAUUCAGCUCGGUGCUGGUCUGUCUGUUGGUCUGGCUGGUCUUGCUGCGGGUUUCGCUAUUGGUAUUGUUGGUGACGCGGGUGUUCGUGGAACGGCUCAACAGCCUAGACUGUAUGUCGGAAUGAUUCUGAUUCUCAUUUUCGCUGAAGUCUUGGGUCUGUACGGGCUGAUUGUUGCUCUUCUCAUGAACUCCCGCUCGAAAGGAGUCUGCUAG